This is a messenger RNA of Bacillus rossius redtenbacheri, 1371 nucleotides long. Its product is annotated as serine/arginine-rich splicing factor 7-like. Gene Ontology annotation, molecular function: zinc ion binding; RNA binding. The record is from RefSeq and is a predicted model, not a curated record. Bases 95 to 778 code for a protein of 227 amino acids. Lineage: Eukaryota; Metazoa; Arthropoda; Insecta; Phasmatodea; Bacillidae. The transcript has 7 exons.
UCCUAAAUAGUCUUUGGCUUUUCGGCAUUUCUCUUCCGGUAGCUUCAGUAAGCCAUUUUGGUUUUGGUGUGGUUUUCAUGAAUACUUGGGGACAAUGUCAAGAUACAGAGACUCUGGGUCAUCCGAUUGCAAGCUCUAUGUGGGUGACCUAGGUGAGUGCUCUGCAGCUUCCAAACAGGAGCUGGAGGAAGCAUUUUCGUACUACGGGCCGUUGCGCAAUGUGUGGGUGGCUCGUAACCCACCGGGCUUUGCGUUUGUGGAGUUUGAGGACCCCAGGGACGCAGAGGAUGCCGUGAGGGGGCUAGAUGGCCGGACCAUCUGCGGGCGCCGGGUGAGGGUGGAGCCCUCGAACGGGAUGGGCGGGAAGGGCAGGUUCAGGGGGCCCCCGCCCAGGCGUGGCCGCCCCUUCCACCCGGAGGACCGCUGCUACGAGUGCGGGGAGCGGGGGCACUAUGCCCGCGACUGCUACCGCUACCGCAGCGGGGGUCGCAGCAGCCGGCGCAGGUCGUACUCCCGCUCCAGGUCAAGGUCGCGCUCGCGCGAUCGCCGCUCAAGGUCGCGCUCGGCGUCCAGGUCCCGCUCCCGGGACCGAGGCCGGUCCAAGUCCCGCACCCCGCGAGACAGGUCUCGCACUCCCAAGGAUCGCUCGAGCUCCAGGACUCCGCGUGACCGCUCACCUCGUGAUCGCUCACCGCGAGAUCGCUCACCGCGUGACCGCUCACGCUCACGCACUCCCAACUCCAAGAGUCGCUCCCCUUCUCGUUCCAGGAGCAGGUAAAGGGCUCGUGAGUCUGCAGAUAAGAAUGCCAACACGCAGAAUGAUGCUCGCGACUAGUUUUCUGUGUGCCCAGCUUCUAACGUUCCCUGAUUUGUUUCUCGGCCAUCAUUAUUCCGCAGUUGGUUUUGUUUGUCUAGUAUUGUGUUCAUUACAGUGUACGUCAGAAAUGUGUAGGAAAGGUAGUUUUAGCCUAGGUUAGUGUAAGAUGCUUGUGUGCACGUGUCACUGAACUUUGACUGAAUUUUCCAACAAGAAGAGAAUAGUAUUCUGCAAUAACUCACAUGUUGUAAACUUUUGUGACUUAAAAAAUUAUUAUACUGCUUUUGUUAUAUAACUAAACAAAAAGUUAAUGUAUCAUGUUACGCAAUAGUAAAAAUGCCCAAGACAAGUAUUUCUUGUUUUAGUUUUUGUUUUCGGAGUUUGAAUUGUAGCAUUUUCCAUGUUGAUAGUAUCUUGCCUAAUGUCAUGUGUGAAAGUGCAUUUGUGAACAGUAUUGUUAUAAUUUUAUACCUCUGACAUUUUUGUACGACAUUCGGUGGUAGUUGUCGUGUACUAGAGCACAAAAUUCACAGAAUAAAUGUAUUGAGAUUUUA